Messenger RNA from Hyla sarda, 4008 nucleotides. RefSeq names its product basement membrane-specific heparan sulfate proteoglycan core protein-like. NCBI's taxonomy places the organism in Eukaryota, Metazoa, Chordata, Amphibia, Anura, Hylidae. Gene Ontology annotation, molecular function: transmembrane signaling receptor activity. The coding region runs from base 110 to 3490 and encodes 1126 amino acids. The record is from RefSeq and is a predicted model, not a curated record. Gene Ontology annotation, biological process: cell surface receptor signaling pathway. The transcript has 18 exons.
AUAAAUCUCCCCCAUCAUCCUUACUACACUUAUCUCCUGUAUUUUUACAGCACCAACUCUCAUCUUUUUUUUCAGAUAAGCCAGAUACAGCAAUGUAGAAAAGACAGAUAUGUGGCAGGUAGCUCAGAAGAGUAAUCAGACAAGCCAAUAUUUAGUACUGCGGAUGUUCCGGAGACGAAAAUACGGGCUGUUCCUCCUUGUCCAAACUGCCUUAACAUCAGGUGUACCGUAUCUUGAGACAGAUGAAAAACUGUCAAUUUAUGUAGCAGGUGAUGAUAUAACCCUUCUGUGCUGCUCUUCUUUGAUUCACCAAAUAUUGGAAUUCUUUAAAGGAGAUUCGAUAAUUUAUUCCAUAGAACAAGACAAAAACUGUACUAGUCAUAUGGUUAAAAUAACAACCCAGCAAGAUAUUGGUCCAUACUACUGUGCAUCCAAAGCACUAGAAAAUGGAACUUAUGUACAAUCCAAUAUGAGCAAUCCAUUCACUAUCCCAUUUGCAGACACACCAUUGCCUCCCUCUAUUAUGCUGGAACCUUCCUACUCUGUAUACACUACUAAGGAAUCCAUGCAUUUGGCAUGUGUAACUCCUAAACGUACAGCAGCUAGAGGAAUCCAGAUAUACAGAGAAGAAAAGAAAAUUCAUGAAGCGGAGUCACUUAACCAAACGUAUGAGAUUUCUGCAUCAGACAAAGAUGCUUCAGGCAAAUAUUAUUGUAAAUAUUGGGUAGAAAAGAAUGGACGAAAAAUUUACUCAUCAUCCAGUGAGCAUACAACAGUCAAUGUAACAGAUGUACCACUGGCUCCAUCUUUGUCUCUGAAGCCAGAACAUUCGGUGUUUACCAAGGAAGAGGCUAUCACCCUUACAUGCUCCUUUCCUCCAGGUUUCACAGUUGAAGAGGUUAACUUUUACAGAAAUGGUGAACUGUUUCCUAUGAACAACUUACAAGAAACAGAAACAUUUGUUAUGGCUACACUGAAUGCCAGUACAACUGCUAAAUAUACCUGCCAGUACUCUGUCAAAAUAAAUGGUAGAAAAAUUGCUUCAGAUUCCAGCAAUGAAGUUACAAUCAGUAUAACAGAACCCCCCCAAGUUCCAUCGAUCACACUAGGGCCUUUACAGCCAGUCUAUACCACAGAGGAGACGGUGGCAGUCAUAUGCUCUGUUCCUCAUAACCUUAAUGGUGAUCUGAAAUCUGUCAAGUUUUACAGAUCUGAACAACAAAUUUACAAACAAGAAGCCUGUAAAAGGAAAUGUAGUUAUACAGUAUCUAACCCUACAACACAGCUCAGUGGAGAAUAUACUUGUGAAUAUUUGAUGUCAAUAUAUGGGAGAGAGCUAUCGGCCCGUUCACAAAGUGUGCAAGUAACUUUUAUAGAACCACCUCCAGUUCCAUCGAUCACACUAGGGCCUUUACAGCCAGUCUAUACCACAGAGGAGACGGUGGCAGUCAUAUGCUCUGUUCCUCAUAACCUUAAUGGUGAUCUGAAAUCUGUCAAGUUUUACAGAUCUGAACAACAAAUUUACAAACAAGAAGCCUGUAAUAGGAAAUGUAGUUAUACAGUAUCUAACCCUACUACACAGCUCAGUGGAGAAUAUACUUGUGAAUACUUGAUGUCAAUAUAUGGGAGAGAGCUAUCGGCCCGUUCACAAAGUGUGCAAGUAACUUUUAUAGAUAUCCCGCAGACACCAUCUGUUUUCCUGACACCUAAGCAACCUGUUUAUCUAAAGGGGGAGACUGUCAACAUAACAUGUUCUCUUCCUGAGGGGCCUAAAGCUAUCAGCAUCCAAUACUUCAAGGAUGGCCAAGAAAUCCAUAGACCAAAGCGAAUCAAAACAAUGUCUACAUGCGUACUAUCUAAUUUAUAUCUGGAGAAUACAGGAAGCUAUACAUGCCAGUACUGGCUGAGUUAUUCUGGAAGACAGAUUUCUUCCCAUAGAAGUCUGCCUAUUUCUAUCACUGUUGAAGAAAUCCCACAGUCUCCCUCCAUUGAACUGAGCCCAAUGAUGUCUGUAUAUACAAAAGGAGAGUCUGUUGGUAUCAAAUGUGUUCCACCUACUGAUUCUGAGGUGGUUCACAUUCAAUAUUUUAAAGAUGACAAAAUAAUUCAUAGAUCAUUUGAGCAUUUAUUUGUCAUAUCUAGUUUAUCCCAAGAAAACAAAGGAAACUAUUCAUGUGGCUACGUGUGUAAUCGUUAUGGAAGACAAAUAAUUUCUAAACCAAGUCAGUCUGUCCCCAUCUCAGUUCUUGAUAUCCCCCAAGUUCCUUCCAUUAUUCUAAACCCUAAGCUACCUGUUUAUAUUAAGGGGGAAAAUGUCAGCAUUAUAUGCUUGGUUCCCGAGGAGUCUACGAUUAUCUCCAUACUGUACUUUAAAGACAACCAAGAAAUAUCUGAGACAACCAAGACGACAUCCUCAUACAUCGUACCUUAUUUAUCUCUGGAGAAUACCGGGCAAUAUAAGUGUCAGUACUCACUCAAUAUUUAUGGCAGAAAUAUUUCUUCCCAUUCAAGUCUCUCUAUUUCCAUCAUUGUGGAGGAACCCCUUGUAGCGCCUGUUCUUAAGCUGGUUCCAGAUGAGAAAUUAUACAUAGUCGGAGAAAGGCUCUUCUUAACAUGCGUCGGCUAUCUUCAUGCACAAUACAAUAUAUAUAAAGAUAGCCAGCUGCUGCAGAAUGACUUCUCUCAUCUAAUUCCAAGCUUACAGCUAUAUCACAAUGGAAACUAUACCUGUACAUACAGCAUUGAUAACAAGGGACGUCAAAUGGAGUCACCCAGAAGCCAUACUGUUAAUAUGUAUGUAAUUGCACCGUUGCCUGCUCCAACACUCACAUUGGGAGGUCCUAUUGUAAAAGAAGAGGAUGGGUUCAAGUUAACGCUAAACUGUUCUGCCCCGGAUGAUGAUCUGCUCACAACCUUUUACUAUCUCAGCAUGACGGAAAAAAGUGAUUUGAUCAACUUGACGGAUUUUUCAGCUACUUUUGAGUUGAAAGUGGGAUUUAUCAGCCAUAUUUCCUAUACUUGUGAAUAUGACAGGGAGCUGAGAGGUAGAAUGAUUAGGUCUAGAAGGAGUCCAACACUUUUCAUACAGCUCUCAGAAGCCUCCAUGAUGACCCCUCCAGUGAUAGCUGGUAUUAUUGGAGCAGUAUCUCUUCUCCUCUGUUUUAGCCUGGCACUUUGGUUCUAUAUGAAGAGUAAAAAACAUAACAGACAUAAUCGUUUCCGUUUCAGCUGGUACUGGAAAGAAAAUCAAUCUCCAAAAAAGUCUUAUUCUCCACGCCCUUUAAGUCCAGAGCAAAAACUUGUGGAGACAAACCAUGUUCUGGAUUUGUCAGGAGAAGGUCACUACAAAACAGUUUCAAGAAACCCUUCAAGUUUAUCAAUUGCUACUCAAAAGGAGGCCGAUGCGCCAGAAGGAGCUAUUAACUUCUCUACAUUUCACUCUAAAAACGUAUCUGACGGAGACUGUGUCUGGAAUUCUUCAACCCUUUAGGAAGGAAAUGAAUAUGAUUUAUAUGUGUCUAUAACUGACUGUUUAAUAUGUUCUUUAGGCUAUGUUCACACCGUGGAAUUUCCAAGCAGAAUUUUGCAGGAAUAUUCCGCUGGUAAAUUCUGCUGCAGCAGACUCCCAUUGAUUUCAAUGGUAUUUUUUAGAUAAAUAUAGGUUCUACACACAUAAAAAUUUAUAUGUACAUGAUCAGGAUUAGGUACUGAAUACCAUACAUUUUUUGUGGGAUAUGACAGACAACUUCAUUUUUGCAUUUUCUUUUUUUGCUUGUUUUUUGUGUGACCAAUUGUACAUUGUAAUUAUAUCACUCAUUUUACCAUAAAAUCUAUGGUGAAUAUUAUUUGUAUGGGGAAAAUGAUGAACAUUUUGGAGGGUUUAUCUAAAACUGGCAUGUUUUCUUUAUUCUGUGGGUCAGAACCAUUAAAAUAACCAUGAAACAUGCUGUUGUAUUAUUGUACUGCUUUUUGAAGAAAGCAAGUAUGUUUAAAAUUGCAGGACUGGAA